AUGAAGGCCCAGUUUAUGAGCCUGUGGGAUGGGCUGGAGACUGGGGCAAGCAGCCCGGUACCUCCACCAACUCACCUCCAUAGUUAGAUUUGUCCUAUUUGCUCUUACAUUAAAUGGAAAUGUUUAUUAUUCUCUGUCAGUGUGUAUUGAGUAUUGGCCCUUGGUCUAAUGUCUUACUUUAGAUCUUAGGUUGUGCUUGUUGUACAGUUAGGUAAUGUUCUGGUAUUGUUCUUGCAGGUGAUGGUGAUGGGGGCCACCAAUAGACCACAGGAUCUGGACCCAGCUAUACUGCGCAGGAUGCCCACCACCUUUCACGUGGGCCUACCGGUGAGACACACACACACUACAACUUGGAUGUGGCCUGAACAUGUAUGUGGCUUGAACAAGUAUGUCAGUUUAGUUGUGGAUGCGCUCUCUGAUGAUCAAGUUGUCAUGUAAAAACCUGUGUUUCUCAUUGUCAUGUACUUCUAUAGAUCACAAGACAGAGGGCAGAGAUCCUGAAGUUGAUCCUGGCAGGAGAAAAUGUAAGUAAACAUUUUCUCUUGUAUUCUUUGUUUGCUCCCAGAACUAGCCUGUUUCUAAACAUAAACCUUGGUGCAUUCCAAUGACAGCUGUUACAAUGACAUAAAAACCAAACCAAUAUUGAUUAUUUAUCAUGCAACCAUACUCACAGUAUUUUCCCCUCUCCUCCUCAGCUAAGCAAUGCCAUUAAUCUGAAGGAGAUAGCAGAGAAGUUGGAGGGUUCAUCAGGGCAGUGA
Molecule: messenger RNA, 758 nt
Organism: Coregonus sp. 'balchen'
Lineage: Eukaryota; Metazoa; Chordata; Actinopteri; Salmoniformes; Salmonidae
Source: the annotation of a GenBank genome assembly